UUAAAAUAAAUGAAUGAAUAAAUACAAUUAAUUAAUUCUUUAAAAAAUAUAAUUCUAAUGUGUCACACAUACUAUGGAUUAUAUGCAUUUAUCUAGGAGAGAAAAAUACAAUUUGAUUUAAGUUCUCUAAAAAAUUGGCAGGUGCUAGGACCUAAUGAAUUUCAAGCAACUUUAGCCAGAGGUGAAACAUCACAUCAUGGGGCGUGGUGGAAUAUGAGCAGAUACAGAAAAGCCAGUUCUUCCACAUGUAAACUAAUUGGACUCCAUUACAGCUCUCCUCUUACCAUCUCUAGGACUGCGGCAGCUCUUACACUUGUUUUCUAAGCAGGAAACAUGUUUCUUGCAAAGGCUAUUUUGGAAGGGGCAGACCGAGGUCUUGGAGAAGCUCUUGGAGGGCUUCUUGGAGGAGGUGGUCAAAGAAGAGGAGGAGGAGGAAAUAUUGGAGGGAUAGUUGGAGGAAUUGUAAAUUUUAUCAGUGAGGCUGCAGCAGCUCAGUAUACUCCAGAACCACCUCCUACUCAACAGCAUUUCACCAAUGUGGAGGCCUCUGAAAGUGAGGAAGUUAGACGAUUUCGGCAUCAAUUUGCACAGCUGGCUGGACCAGACAUGGAGGUGGGUGCCACUGACCUGAUGAAUAUCCUUAACAAGGUCCUUUCUAAGCACAAGGAUCUGAAGACUGAUGGUUUCAGUCUUGACACCUGCCGGAGCAUUGUAUCUGUCAUGGACAGUGACACGACUGGGAAGCUGGGCUUUGAAGAAUUUAAGUACUUGUGGAACAACAUCAAGAAAUGGCAGUGUGUUUAUAAACAGUAUGAUACGGACCAUUCUGGGUCUCUGGGAAGUUCUCAGCUGCGGGGAGCUCUGCAGGCAGCGGGCUUCCAGCUAAAUGAACAACUUUACCAAAUGAUUGUGCGUCGGUAUGCUGAUGAGGAUGGAAGCAUAGAUUUUAACAAUUUUAUCAGCUGUCUGGUCCGCCUGGAUGCUAUGUUCCGUGCCUUCAGAUCUUUGGAUAAAGAUGCAGAUGGCCUGAUUCAAAUUUCUAUCCAAGAAUGGCUGCAGCUGACCAUGUAUUCCUGAAAGUGACAACUGGGAAGUCAAUAUCUUCUUUGGAGGACAGGACUGCUGAAAGCCUUGCUAACCUAUUCACAUAGUUGCUGAUACCCUGUCCAACAACCGUCAUUUCCUGGCAAGCUCUU
Molecule: messenger RNA, 1196 nt
Organism: Tupaia belangeri chinensis (Chinese tree shrew)
Lineage: Eukaryota; Metazoa; Chordata; Mammalia; Scandentia; Tupaiidae
Gene: CAPNS2
Product: calpain small subunit 2
Exons: 1
Coding region: 334-1077 (247 amino acids)
Cellular component (GO): calpain complex
Molecular function (GO): calcium ion binding
Source: RefSeq, a predicted model, not a curated record